GGCGCCGGGAACCGCGCCCCGAUAUGGGGCUCCUUUCUGAAGUUUUGGGCGUGUGGCCGCAGCCCGGCGAGUCUGGAAUACCGCACCUCAGGGUGCUGAAUGGGAUGGAGCCCGCGUUUUCGAUGUUUCCAUGCUUCCUGUGUGGACCAUAGUUGAUCCCCCAGGGCUGGAUUAUGGAGGUUACUGAGAUCGCCAACCGUGGGGGCUCCAAGGCCCAAGGGCCACAGCAUCAGCCAGGCUCAGAGGGUCCCAGCUAUGCCAAAAAAAUUGCACUCUGGAUUGCUGGUUUGCUUGGGGCUGGUGGGACUGUCAGCAUCGUCUAUAUUUUUGGAAACAACCCUGUGGAUGAAAAUGGCACCAAGAUUCCUGAUGAAUUCGACAGUGAUCCAAUUCUGGUUCAGCAGUUGCGCCGGACAUACAAAUACUUCAAAGAUUACAGACAGAUGAUCAUCGAGCCCACCAGUCCCUGCCUUCUUCCAGAUCCUCUGCGGGAGCCCUACUACCAGCCACCUUAUACACUGGUCCUGGAGCUCACCGGGGUCCUUCUGCAUCCAGAGUGGUCGCUGGCCACCGGCUGGAGGUUUAAGAAGCGUCCAGGCAUAGAGACCUUGUUCCAGCAGCUUGCCCCGCUGUAUGAAAUAGUCAUCUUCACAUCAGAGACUGGCAUGACUGCAUUUCCACUCAUUGAUAGUGUGGACCCCCACGGCUUCAUCUCUUACCGUCUGUUCCGGGAUGCCACCAGAUAUAUGGAGGGACAUCAUGUGAAGGUGCCAUGUGGGGAUCACGGGUGGGGAGCUGACGCCCUGAUCCAUCACACUCACUUCCAGGACAUCUCAUGUCUGAAUCGGGACCCAGCCCGAGUAGUAGUCGUGGACUGCAAGAAGGAAGCUUUCCGCCUACAGCCCUUCAACGGCGUUGCCUUGCGGCCCUGGGAUGGCAACUCAGAUGACCGAGUCUUGCUGGACCUGUCUGCCUUCCUCAAGACCAUUGCACUGAACCAAGUGGAGGACGUCCGGACUGUGCUGGAGCACUAUGCUCUAGAGGAUGACCCACUGGAGGCAUUCAAACAGCGGCAGAGCCGGCUUGAGCAGGAGGAGCAGCAGCGCCUGGCCGAGCUCUCCAAGUCCAACAAGCAGGGCUUCUUCUUUGGCUCACUCACCAGCCGUCUGUGGCCUCGGUCCAAGUAGCCCUGACUACUAGGCUUCCUCAGAGACUUGGUGCCUGGGCCUUGGGCCCCAGCCCUCACAGAGCAAAGUUUGGACAGCUAUGUGUCCAAUAAAGCAAGUCCCAGAUGCCACAAUGCCUGUGUCCAGAGUCCAGAUGGGGCGCUGGGGUCAGGUCUUGGACUUGGUCUUCAUUCACAGUGACUGAGCACCACCACUGGGCUGGGUACCGUGAGUGCCUCGUUGGAGUGGGGCUCCUGCCAGCCUGAAACUGAAAACCGGGGUUUCUGCUGCACAUGUCUUCCCAUAUACUCUAUGAGCUGCAAAGAAAAGCCUCUCUCUCUCUCUCUCUCUUUCUCUCUCUCUCUCUGGCUCUGGACUCCUUGUGUGCUGUGGAAAUAAAGAGAAGUACGGCCUCUGGGGCCGCCUCACGGGCUGUCAGCCUA
Messenger RNA from Mastomys coucha (southern multimammate mouse), 1609 nucleotides. RefSeq names its product translocase of inner mitochondrial membrane 50 (gene Timm50). The transcript is spliced from 11 exons. The record is from RefSeq and is a predicted model, not a curated record. Gene Ontology annotation, molecular function: phosphoprotein phosphatase activity. Lineage: Eukaryota; Metazoa; Chordata; Mammalia; Rodentia; Muridae. Bases 174 to 1187 code for a protein of 337 amino acids.